AAGAAUAGUCUCCCUUGACCGGGCGAAUCUUCAAUAAGAAGGAAAGCGCUAAAUACAAAACAUCAAAUCACACAAAUUGGCAGUUUUUCUUUAAUGUAAUAUAGAACUUGAUACAUAAUUUUCAGAUCAAUUGAAAAUAUUGUUUGUUCUAUGGAUUGCUUUACCUCAAUGGAGUGAUUGACAACAGUAUCUUCAAGUGUAUCUAGUUGGACAGCUGCUUCUACAACAGACUAAUGACAGGUGUAACAGCAUUUGUAGAAGGCUGGGACUUUGUACAGACCCUCGGUGAGGGUGCAUAUGGAGAAGUAAAGUUGGCAGUUAGCAGUACAACUGAUGAAGCUAUUGCUGUUAAGAUAAUAAAUUUGAAGCGCAUACCUCAGGCUGAGGAGAAUGUUAAAAAAGAGGUAUGUGUACACAAAAUGUUAAACCACAAGAAUAUCAUCAAAUUCUAUGGUUUCCGCAAGGAUGACAACAUACAGUACAUCUUCCUGGAGUAUGCUAUUGGUGGUGAACUGUUUGAUAGAAUAGAACCUGAUGUAGGUAUGCCAGAAGCUGAUGCGAGUAGAUUUUUUAAACAGCUUAUUAGUGGAGUAGAGUAUUUACAUUCAAGGGGUGUUACACAUAGAGAUUUGAAGCCAGAAAAUUUACUGCUAGAUGAUUUUGACAACCUCAAGAUAUCAGACUUCGGUCUGGCUACAGUGUUCCGGUAUCAAGGUCGUGAGAGGUUGAUGGAGAAGUGUUGUGGCACCGUGCCAUAUGUUGCACCGGAAGUGAUAAGUCGUAAACCGUACCCUGCUGAACCGGCAGAUAUUUGGUCAUGUGGAAUCAUUCUAGUUGCUCUUCUGGCAGGAGAACUACCGUGGGAUGAGCCAACAUACGGUUGUGAGGAGUAUUGUAACUGGAAAGAUUGUAAGAUUACAUUGAGUCCCUGGAAAAAAAUCAAUACCCUAGCUCUUUCAUUAUUACGAAAAGUUUUUGUGGAAAAUGUGAAGAAAAGACGAACUAUUGAUGAGAUUAAGAAUCACCCUUGGUACAACAAAAACUUUAAUAAAAACAAAGGUUCUAUGAAUAACUGCUCAAGUUCACCGAGUGAUUCACCUUGUGGUACGGGACCAUUUAAACGUAUUUGCUCAGGUAUCAACAUGUCACCUACAAAAUUUAAAUCAGACAGUGAUACGUUACAAAUAUGUAGUUCACAACCUGAAUUACCGCCUAUACCAAUGAAGGGGCAGUCAUCUAACGAAGUUGAUUUAGGACCAGUUAUCAGCUUUUCUCAACCACUACACCCUGAUCAUAUGUUACUGUCUAGUCAAGUCCAGGGUACACCUGGCAGCUGCUCUCAGAAUCCUAUGCAGAGGCUUGGUAGACGUAUGACACGAUUCUUUGUAAAGACAGAUAAGAAUGAGACGUUAACAGAGAUGGAUCGUAUAUUUGAGAGUCUAGGGUACGCAUUUAGGAGGAGCAGUCCAGGCAUUACAACUGUUAAUUUGAAGGACAGGAGGGGCAUGCCUCUAGUGUUUAAGGCCUGUCUACUGGAAAUGGGAGAAAAUCUGUUGCUGGACUUCAGAUUAUCAAAGGGUGAUGGUCUACAAUUCAAGCGACAGUUCAUGGAAGUGAAGAAUUUGAUGAAGAAAAUCAGUUGUAAAGUUCCACAGUUCCACUCAGUUUUUCCAUCUAAUAAACCAUCUUGACCUUCAUAUGAACAUUUCACCAAAUCAUUCAUACUGACUGUUAACACAUCUCAAUCUCACAGUCUCAUUACAUAUUUGUAAUAUUCAACAUUUUAGCCAUUGUUGAAUAUCAUUUUAUCAUGGCAGCUGUUGUGACAUUCAACUCUGGGUAGCCAUUAAUGAUGGCAACAUAUCUGACAUUCAAAACACAUAAGCCAUUGUUGAAUAGUGUUUACUUUGACUGCUGUUGUAGCUAUCAACAUUGCCAUUAAGGAACAUAUAUGAAAAUGGCAACUUACUUGAUAUUUGAAACACAUUUUAGAAGUUUUAGCUAAUAGCCGCUUAUUUGACAUUCAAUACAUAUUGGUCAUUGUGAAAUGUUUUUCUACUGUGGCAGCCAUUGUGCCUAAAACAGCUAAUGUAGCACAGUUUUAUGCAUCUAUUGUGGCACCAAUUUUAAACACAAACGUAACACCAUGGCCAGUAUUUGAUAAUGACUGCUGCUGAAUUUCAUUUAAAAUAAAAACUUCAAAAUUUGGUGUUCAUAUGAGCAGCCAUUCUUUAAUAAGUUAAAUUUAGUUUCGCAUUUGAUAUGGGUAGCUCAGUAAAGCAACUAUUUUUGGAGUCAAUUUCAUGUUUAGAAGUAAUUUUGAUAAUCUCUAUAGUUACAACAUUGUCUGGAAUAAAUAUCUUCUAAAGAGUUAUAAAACUCUUGGAAUAUAUUAAUAUUUUCAGGCAAAGGAAAAAAAAAGCUUCUUUUUCA
Ruditapes philippinarum (Manila clam) is the source of this 2433-nucleotide messenger RNA. RefSeq names its product serine/threonine-protein kinase Chk1-like. The coding region runs from base 234 to 1691 and encodes 485 amino acids. Gene Ontology annotation, molecular function: protein serine/threonine kinase activity; ATP binding. Gene Ontology annotation, biological process: protein phosphorylation; DNA damage checkpoint signaling. Gene Ontology annotation, cellular component: nucleus. NCBI's taxonomy places the organism in Eukaryota, Metazoa, Mollusca, Bivalvia, Venerida, Veneridae. The record is from RefSeq and is a predicted model, not a curated record. The transcript is spliced from 14 exons.